GGAACCAAAAGAAUGUUUACAUUCACAACAACAACUUGCCUUUGAUUUUUUAAAGUCUUACAGAAUGUCAACUGUUGACGAAAAGCAGGACCCUCCCACAGUAGACCAAAUAAGUCAGGGAAGUGAGAAGUGGUUGAAUGCUUACUAUGAUCCAGUAGCAUCUCUAUAUACCUUGACACAAUGUGUUGCCUUAUCAGAUAUACAGGCUGAUGGGGAUUGGAAACUUGUUAUUGCAGAUUUGGGAACUGGAUCAUAUGACAUGAAGUUGAAAGUUUAUAAAGGCACAAAUGUGAUGAGUGAAAAUGCGAUUAUAGAUUUACCAACUGGUGUUGUGACCUUUUAUAUGGAUGUGAAUGAACCAAGAACUCCAGCUGUAGCAGUAGCCUCAGGACCCUAUAUUUAUAUUUACAAGAAUCUACAUCCAUAUUUCAAGUUUACCUUGCCAACCCUAGAUGUCAAUCCUGUAGAAUUAGACCUCUGGAACCAAGUAAAAGAGGAAAAGAUAAACAUUUUUGUACUUAGAGAAAUGUUAGAAGGCAUGAGAGCUGAAGGUGCUGUUUUGACUGUAAGAUCCUUACGAUUUCUCCAGCUACAAGAUGUUCCUGAUUGUGAAGCUUUUGCCAACAUGUAUAAACAUACACCUCUUAGAAGACAGACAGUUAUUACAUGUUUAGCAACAAUGAAGAAGUCUUUAGCUGAUGAAGAUGCCAUUAGUUGUUUAGUAAUAGGUACAGAAAGUAAAUCAAUAUAUGUACUGGAUCCUGAAGCUUUCACAGUCCUUACUACAAUUGAUCUACCCAGUGUACCUGUGUUCCUUAGUGUGACUGGUUUAUAUGAUGUAGAAUACAGAAUUGUUGUAGCUUGUAGAAAUGGUUGUAUAUACACCCUGAAAAGCGAUUAUAAUUUGAAGAGGGGAAGUUCAGACUACCUAAAACAUUGUAUAGAGCUGAACUCACAGCCAGUUGGCUUAGAAAGAAUAAACAAAACAAUAUACGUAGGAACUAUGGAUGAAACCAUGCAUUGUUUCACAUCUAAGGGUAAGAAGGUUUGGACUGUAAAGUUACCAGCUAGUAUUACUACAAUGGAAACAAUGGAUUAUCCAUCUAAAGGAUUUAAAGGUGUCAUCCUAGCUCUUAAUAACUGUCAGGUCCAUCUCUACAAGGAAAAGUAUUUAGUCAAUGUUAUUAGUACAGAGGACAUUGUAACUGGUCUGAAGUUUGGUAGAUUUGGGAGAGAAGACGCUACAUUAGUAAUGACCACUAGAGGAGGAGGAUUACUAAUAAAGAUCCUGAAGAGGAAUGCAACAUUUGAAGAAAAAGAUAUAUCAGCAGGACCUCCAGCAGCACAGAAUACAAAGCUAAAUGUUCCAAAGAAAACUAAACUAUUUGUAGAUCAGACAAUGAGAGAGAGGGAAAAUGCAGUGUCAAUGCACAGAACAUUUCAGAGAGAUUUAUACUUAUUAAGAUUGAAUACAGCUAGAGAAUAUGCCAAGUCAUUAGAAAAUAGCAUGAACCCUAUAUCAUCUGACCCUAUGGAGCCACUUAAACUAAAUGCCACAGUGCAAGGAAUUGGUCCAACGUUUAAGCUGACAGUCAACUUACAGAAUACUUCAUUAAAUCAAGCAUCAUCCAACCUAAUCAUCACAUUCCAGUAUGAUGAAAAGUUAUAUGUGUUCAAGAAAGCAUACCUACAGGUUCCAAUGCUAGUUCCAGGUUUGAACUAUGCCUUCGACACAUUUGUUGAAUGUCAGAGUGAUAAAGGAAUAUCUGAUAAUGUCAAGGUGUUUGUUUUAAAAGAAGGAAAGAGUAUACCCAUUAUAACAGGUGUGAUAAGUAUGCCAGUUAGUGAAUCAUUAGUUGUUGUGUAGUUUACAUUUGGGAAGUUGGACCAAUGAAGUAGGAAGGAGAUCUGCAGACAUCAAGGACAUAUUAUUUGUUGUAAAUGAGUGACAUUUGCGGAAAAACUAAAACCCGUGAUCGGUAACAACUACAGUGUCAAUCAGGACCAGCCAGCUGACAAUAAUUGUCCAAUAUGAAUCUCUUGUUUAAAGUUAUGAUUUAAAAAAAAACUGUUUUCUUUGUUAUCAUCACUUUUAGGAUAUAUUGAUUGUUACAACAAGAACUUUUUUUGAGAUAUUAUCAUCACUUAUUGAAGCCAGUGUGUACAUAAUAGUAGGAAGUAUGUCUAUUACACUUUAAUACUGUGGAAGUACUUUUAUUCAGGGGGUACCAAUUUUCAUGGUUUUCGUGGAUGACUUUAUCCACGAAAUUUAAGUGUCCAACGAAAUUAAACAAUCGUUGUCCAAAUCAAGACAUGGAAAGAUCCCCAUCAGUAGGUUGACUACUGAUAUGAUCUAGAGAAUAUAUUGAAUAACGCCAAAUCUGAGAAUACUUUCAUAGCAGUCACAGAACUACAUCCGUAUACAGGAUUAUACCCAUUUAAUCUUUAAUAACCUAAACUGUACAACUUUUGAUCUUUCAAUUCUCAUAAAACUAUUUUUGAUCGAUGAAAGUCAGAUUUCCGGUAUUGAUAUGGGUGUAUAAUAAAGUGUUCAUUUUAUAUCUUCAUGGUUCUCGUACAUGUUACAGUGAAUAUGUUUAUAAUCAGGGAUUAUGUAGAAUCCCUGAUUUUUCAGUGAAUAUGUAGAAUCACUAAACUCAUUAGUAAUUAUAUAUAAUCCCUGAAAAUGACCAGUGAUUUUACAUUAUCACUGAACAUUUUAAUGAUUAUUCUACAAAUUCCCUAGUAUAAUUUUAGGAAUUAUGAAUAAUUUAAGGAUCCUGCGUUUGAUAAAAAAAAUAUAAACAAAUUAUCAUUUUACUUUCAUAUUCCUUGCCAGAUGAAAUAGUUUUUCUUUUAAAAACAUGGGUUUCAGAUAAAGUUGAAGACUUCAAAAUUAAUAAUAUCAAGAUUCCCAUUAUAGCUAUAACUUUACAUGCCCGAUUAUGUAUUGUUUGUUAAUUUCAAAAAGCCAGCAUCAAAUGUAUAGUCAUGUCCUAUUUAUAAAUCUACAGAACAUGUUAUUUGUUGUACAUGUAAAACAAACGGUGAAGAUUAUUAUGGAACAUCUAAUUUUUUUAAUUUUUUGUUUGUUUUAAUGAAAAAGAAAUUCAAACAGAACUGUGAACUUACGCAUCAAAAUGUAUAGAAAAACUAAAGAUCGACAGUUAGAACAAAAUAUUAAGGGAAGCUGGCAUUUGGUGUAUUAUUCUCAUAGCAAUUCCACAGUGUUAAAAAGGGAAGGGAGUCCCAAAAAACAUAAUGGUAAUUGUUCUCACCAGAAUUUUCAUGGUUUUCGUGGAUGACUUUAUCCACGAAAUUUAAGUGUCCAACGAAAUUAAACAAUCGUUGUCCAAAUCAAGACAUGGAAAGAUCCCCAUCAGUAGGUUGACUACUGAUAUGAUCUAGAGAUUAUAUUGAAUAACGCCAAAUCUGAGAAUACUUUCAUAGCAGUCACAGAACUACAUCCGUAUACAGGAUUAUACCCAUUUAAUCUUUAAUAACCUAAACUGUACAACUUUUGAUCUUUCAAUUCUCAUAAAAAUAUUUUUGAUCGAUGAAAGUCAGAUUUCCGGUAUUGAUAUGGGUGUAUAAUAAAGUGUUCAUUUUAUAUCUUCAUGGUUCUCGUACAUGUUACAGUGAAUAUGUUUAUAAUCAGGGAUUAUGUAGAAUCCCUGAUUUUUCAGUGAAUAUGUAGAAUCACUAAACUCGUUAGUAAUUAUAUAUAAUCCCUGAAAAUGACCAGUGAUUUUACAUUAUCACUGAACAUUUUAAUGAUUAUUCUACAAAUUCCCUAGUAUAAUUUUAGGAAUUAUGAAUAAUUUAAGGAUCCUGCGUUUGAUAAAAAAAAUAUAAACAAAUUAUCAUUUUACUUUCAUAUUCCUUGCCAGAUGAAAUAAUUUUUCUUUUAAAAACAUGGGUUUCAGAUAAAGUUGAAGACUUCAAAAUUAAUAAUAUCAAGAUUCCCAUUAUAGCUAUAACUUUACAUGCCCGAUUAUGUAUUGUUUGUUAAUUUCAAAAAGCCAGCAUCAAAUGUAUAGUCAUGUCCUAUUUAUAAAUCUACAGAACAUGGUAAUUGUUCUCACCAGAAGUCUGAAAAGGGAUAUCACCUGGCCUUAAAAAAUGGUAUCUUGCUGGAACCAGUUCGAGGUUGCUAAUUCCCUUCUUUUUUUUGGGGGGGGGGGGGGGGUACCUACAGAUGUGUUUUUACUGAACACUUUCAGGGAUUCUAAAUAAUCACUGAUUAUACAAAUUCACUGUAACAUACAUAUAGAAAAUAAUUAUUUUAUGCUGGGCUUGAUUUUGAUAAGAAUUAUUUGACAGUUCAAGAUACAUUCAUAGCAUUUGUUUAUGAUACUGUUUUCUUUAGGUGACAUGUUUAUGGCCUAAUUAGCACCUUUGAUGGUCUUUAAUCUGUUGAUCAAUUUAUCAUGGGUUAAUUAGUGUUAUUACUACACUUUACACGAGUCAAUGUUUACUUUGCCAUUUCCUUCAAUCCAGAUUAUUUGCAACCUUCGUUUCAAAAGGCUUUAAUUUUCAAAUAUUUUUUUUUAGACUAAAAUCCACGAUCAUGUGAAUAUUGCUCAAACCACGAAAAUUGAUACCCACAAAUUAAAGUACUUUCACAGUAUCUGCAACUCUUCCUAUAUAUAAUUUUAUGAUAUUUAGGAUGCUUUUGAAAAUUUUCAGCGAUUAAUUGCAUUGUGCACUGAGUUAUUGUUGAUUUAAAAUUUUUAAUUGAUUUUUAUGGUUUCCUAAAAAAACAUUGGACUAUGCCAUAUCUACACAAAUAGGGAUAUAAAAGAACUAUUUGUUAGCUCUGCUCAGAAUUUUUUUAAAGUUAUAUUAGUUUCAUUGGUAAAGACAUCAGAGAACCAAUUAAAACUGAUCUUAACAUUUACAUUCAAUUGCACCUUAGAUGGAUAAAGGUAAAGGUUUGAAAGUAGUAAUAGUCCAAAUUGUGAAAAUGUUAUAAUUUUGUGCAUUCUGGAAUGAGAGAUUUUUGUUAUUUUGACUACAUGUUUUUUUUUUAUUCAAGAGUAACUGGUAAGGUUUUGUAGAUGAAACACAAAUUUUGCAUCCCAAAAUUUAAAGCCCAGUGUUUAUGAUGAGUUUAUUGUAUUUUCAGAAUUAAAUGUUUAUGAACAAUGGUGAUGUUGGUUUAUGAAACAGCAACUUUAAGUUUGCAUUUAUUAGUGGAAUCUUUUACAGCUGACACUUAUGUGAGAUUACAGUGACUUGAUUCUAAAAUAAAAUCUGAACCUUCAUAUAAGACUUUACUAUCAUGAAAAUAUACAAAUGAAAUGACCAAUAAGGAAUUCACAUCUGAUAAGGAUUGUUAGACUUAGUAUGCUUUCAUUUUACUUGCAUUCUUAUACCUGAUCCAUUGAUCUCUAUCCAGUUUUUUUCUGGAGACCGAAUUAUAAAUCUCAAAAAUUGCAAUGAAAAAUUCACACAUUAUUUACUGAAUUUACAGUGUCCAAAUUUUCACAUGCACAAGAAAGUGCUAUAAUAGUAAUUUAACUGGAUUAUAUCCUUUACAUAAAGCAAUUAUUGUUUCAUGUCUAAAAGUUUGCUACUAUACAUUUAGACUUAACAUGAACAUCAAAUGAUGAACUAGUAUUUUUCUCCUGUUUUGUAAAUUAAUAUAUAUGUUUCAUCUGUGUAUACAAUAUCUGUGAUAGUGAAUAAAUUAUUUUCAAAAAUUCU
This is a messenger RNA of Mytilus trossulus (common blue mussel), 5709 nucleotides long. Its product is annotated as Bardet-Biedl syndrome 1 protein homolog. Gene Ontology annotation, molecular function: smoothened binding; patched binding. The coding region runs from base 65 to 1867 and encodes 600 amino acids. The transcript is spliced from 16 exons. NCBI's taxonomy places the organism in Eukaryota, Metazoa, Mollusca, Bivalvia, Mytilida, Mytilidae. Gene Ontology annotation, cellular component: BBSome; centrosome; axoneme. The record is from RefSeq and is a predicted model, not a curated record. Gene Ontology annotation, biological process: protein localization to cilium; non-motile cilium assembly.